Anopheles stephensi (Asian malaria mosquito) is the source of this 3161-nucleotide messenger RNA. RefSeq lists its product as uncharacterized. The coding region runs from base 837 to 2981 and encodes 714 amino acids. Gene Ontology annotation, molecular function: chitin binding; chitinase activity. Gene Ontology annotation, biological process: chitin catabolic process; carbohydrate metabolic process. NCBI's taxonomy places the organism in Eukaryota, Metazoa, Arthropoda, Insecta, Diptera, Culicidae. Gene Ontology annotation, cellular component: extracellular region. The record is from RefSeq and is a predicted model, not a curated record. The transcript has 4 exons.
UAUCGGGACUACAGUUAGGUGCGAAGAAACUAUUGUUUGAUACGUCACAUUCUGUACAUGCAUGCAUGCAGGCUCUCAGGCUCGGAAUGCAAAAAAUGUGGCGAAAUUUUUCGGACGCUCUUUUCCUCCCUACCCGAACCUACCGCAAACCGGGAUAUCGGGUGUAGUCGGUGUUGGGGCCAAGGAAACCCCCGGGGCCUGAGAGUCGCACCAAAAUCUUAAAUGCACGUUCCGCUCGCAUUCAACGCAUGUUGUUGUUUGUUUUUUCCCUGAUUUUCUGAGCUUGGGCCAGAGUGUGUGUGUGUGCGUCUUAUAUUGUUGUACCACAACACGAUGCGUGCUUGGCCGACCCUCUGGAAAACAAAAAAAGAAAAGGAAGACGAGGAAAGUGCCAUAUAGGUUUUCAUCGCUGGAAAAGCUUCCAGCGAAACCACUCACCAUUGGCUCCCCGCACAGACCGCAGAUAGCUCGUGGUUUAUAAAAGCCCUUGCAAUCCGGUGUGGCCAUUUUAGUUUGAAGCCGUAUGGUUUGCACUACACGGAGCAUCGGCCCGGCAAAGGUACGCAGCAGCAGCAGCAGCAAUUUUGGGGGCAGUUCAGUAGAUCUUUAGUGCAAGUGUAGUUCCCGCCAAGACGAACCGACGAUGGGUACUGGCCCUAUCCUGCUCGUGGUGCUCAGUGCGGCCUGGUUGGGUUUGAGCGGCAGUCCGGUCCAGAGCGCCCAUACAACGACGCCCGCCCUGUUUCUUACGGUGAAAAGUUGCAACUUUUGCAUGACAAAAGUCGAUCAAGUGCAGUGCGGUUAUCUGGUGGUGACAGACAUCCUGAUCAGUCCCGAUGGGAUGCCUCUCUCAUUUUUCCACGACAACAGUGAGUUUUGCAGUGUGCAGUGUUGCGCGCAAACCACGCGGCAGUAUAAUGUUCCCUAUUUCCCGCUUUCCCGAAGGUGUCUCCAAGAGGAAGUCCGGAUUGAAGAUCAUAGCAUCGUUCGGUGGAUCCGUCGUACCGUCGGAGCUGUUCGCUUUCCUUACGUGUGACGAUCGGCGGCGCGCCGCGUUUGUGAACAAUUUGAUCGAGUUUACGCUGGCGCACGGAUUCCAUGGCGUUGAUUUGGCCUGGCUUUAUCCAGCACCGCAGGAAAGGGAUCAGUACGUACGACUGUUGAAGGAUCUUCGGCAUGCCUGCGAUCGCAAUGGGUUGGUGCUGACGGUAACCGUUCCCAGUCGACCGUCGGUCAUCGAGGUGAACUACCCGGUGGAGAAGCUGGAAAAGUAUGCCGACUUUGUCAUUUUGAGUACGACCGAGUUCCGGAAGUUACGGAAAACCUCCUUCAUUGCACCGUUGUACUCUUCCAGUCCAGGAUCGUCCAACAGCAUCGACUAUCAUGUCGAUCGUUGGAAGAUGGCCGGAUUGAGCUGUGGCAAAAUCGUGAUAGUCAUCCAAACCAUGACCCUAACGUACAAGCUUUACAUCCAGAACGAGUAUCGCGUGGGCACUCCGGCCCUGCAGCUGAAGAUCCGCCCGUACUACAAGAUCUGUCGCAAGCUGUACAGCGGUUCGCUAGAGAUUUGGGACAGCAAUGUGAAGAGUCCGUACGCGUUCCGCGAUCUUUCAUGGUAUUCGUACGAAAACGAAAAAUCCGUCAAGGAAAAGGUAGGCUUCGUUGUGCAGCAGGGUCUCGGAGGGUUGGCCGUGUUCUACUACGAUGAAGACGAUCCGAUAAACAUUUGUGGCGAUGGGCAGUAUCCGCUGACGGCGAUCGUUGUCGCUGCGUUACAAUCACAGUAUCUGCCACCGUCGGUCAUCACCGACUCACAGAUCUAUCACUACGAUUCUCCUUCCGCCAUGACACCACUGUCCCAGCUAGACUACCGGCACUACAGCGAAGUUGACAGCAAGCAGCCCGUGGUGGUUUACGUAGAGGAAAAGCAACCCACCCACAGCCAAGCAUAUUUGCCGGUGGUCGUACCAACAACACCUCAAACGGGGACCAAUUUCGCUUCAAACUCGAUGCAAUUUAUGUUCGGGUCGCAAGGUUUCAACGCGAGUGACGCAUCGUCAAUGAUGCAAAUGAACGAACCGAUGCCGUCGGCCGUGCACAGCUCGCUGGAAAACUUUUUCUGGAAUGCUGAAUCGGGCUCGGAUGAGGACUUCUUAUCGUACGACAUGAUAGACGUUGGGCCGGGUGUCGACAUGGAGCCGCCCAAAAUCGAACGUCCGACGAUCUUUACCGAUCCGGAACCGCUACCCUCAACCGUGCAGCUGUUUUCGGAAACCGUACCGGCCCACCAGACAUGCCAGCUGUUCUCGGAAAAGUCGCAUCACCAUCCGGUUGUGCAUGCAUCGAGUGGCAGCUGCAAGGCAUGCAGUACACCGAGGCCAUGCGCCCACUGCGCUUCGCUGUCGUCUUCUGGUUCGGUUGCAGAACACCACGCAGGAUGCUCUUGCCAUUAUCCGGGCAUUAAAAUUUUUGCCACCGGACAUGCACCGACACCGGCGACGACAACGACGACGACAACCACUAUGGCACCGCCUAUGAUGCACUUCUUUACCUUUGGCCCGGCAACGCUGAAGCCUCCGACGUGUUGCCAGGGCUGCCAGCAGUGUGUUAAGGUGGUAGCAACUAGCAGUGCCGAUGUGCCAAAGAUGCCGGAAAAUGGUAUGAUGCACUUUCCCUGUUCCCCAACUCUCGGACCCGAUCGACAGGGUCACCUGUACUCGGAGCAUUCAUGCGCAUCGUCGGGUGCUGGGGUAAAAAUUCAGGCACAAUCCGUCGGUGCUCAACCGAUCGUUCCCUUUGCACCGUUUGAAGCCAAAAUAUGCCCACACGAUGGAAUCCUGCGCGAUCCUCAUGAUCGACGAUCGUACUAUCUCUGCAAACGUGGCUUGCCGAUGUGCGACGAGAAUAAGUUUAGCUGUGCUCAUGGUUACAUCUUUCACGAGACGAGUAAAAAAUGUGUCCCCGAGGGAUCUUCCAAAUAGCCAGCAGAGCUCGUCUGCAACAAAGCCGUUGGUCGUGCGAUAAACCAUUCAUGUCACGAGAAAUGCUUGCAUGCCACCCAAACAAUCCAGUGAUUGUGUCGGUCUGUUUAGGUGAGCGUUGGCAAGAAGAGGCGAGGCGUAAGAAUAAUUGUAGCUAAUAAAUAGUUUCUUAAACGUUAA